GAAACAAAAACUAAUAAAAACCCGAAAAAGGAAGAGAAUUCUAAACACAAAAAGUAAUUUGAACUCGUCAGCGCCCGAUCCCCGGUCGCGUGCCUUCAUAUCCCCGAUCAGUGAAUGUAAUCCUCCUGAUCGGGGGUGUCUCUUGCUCCUAUUCCCCAGUCGCUCCUUCUGAUCCCCAGUCGGGGAUUUGAUCCCUUCUGGUUGGCGUCCUUCCGCCUGCCAACCCCGAUCACUGCGUUCUGAUUCUCGGUCGGUCGGGGAAUCACAUCAGUCCCUCCCUGUUGAAGAAGCUUUACCCUCAAAACUUGUGUGUUCCUGCAAGAGAGACAUCAUCAAAACUUCCCGCCUAAAUUCUUCUUAGCGCAGUCAACAUGUGUCUUCGAGCCAUAAGAUGGGUUCCAAUUUGGUCCUCCAACUUCGAGCCAAUUGCAUUUCCUCUCUCCCUUUCCCAAUUCAUCUCCAUAUGUUGUUGAUCUUCUCGGAUUUUAGUUGACGACAAUGGUUUGAGCAGAAACUUUCGAUCUCCUUGCUUGAACCGGUAGCUAUUAUGUCUUUCGUCGUGAAUAAAUCCAUGAUCAAAUUGUCAUGGACGACCCAAUAAGAGAUGAGUAGCCUGCAAUGGGGCAACAUCACGCCAUACUUCAUUUGCAUACUCACCAAUCUAAAAUCGAACCUUGACCUUCUUGUUCACCUUGUUGACUGUAUAGUCGUUCAACCACUGAAGUUUCUAAGGUAGUGGAUGCUUAAUGGUACUCAGUCUCUCCUUGCUGACUACAUCAAGACUCACAACAUUGGUGCAGCUGUAACACCCCACCCUAAAACUAAUAGGUUGAACCAAUGGUUCAACCGUACAACGACAAUUUCUUCUGGUGGUUACACUAAAAUUUAACUCUUUAUCAUUGAUAACAAUACCAACAACGUUUUAAUCCAACAUCCACAACAAUCCAUUCUCAAAUUUACUCUUCAUACACCAAAUAUCAACUCAAUCUAGUUAAUUUGCUUCAUUUAAACCAAUUGAUAGUGUCAUUCACUAUUGUGCUCAAUACGGUAUCAUCUAUUAUGCAUUGAAUUUGUAAAUUUUUAUGGUAGUUAGUUAGAUUUCAGUAGGUACAUGACAUUAUGGGUGAAAUGAGGACGACUGGUCAAAAUGUAGAGGUCGACUUAAAUACGCAACAUCUCAAAAGAUUGUCGUCUCAUUUUCCAACAAGCGAUCAAUCUAUUAUUUAUAAAGGUCGACCUAGGCACCUAGCCAACAUUCAUCUUAUUCACCUCUCUUCGUUCAAGUGAAUUCUUCUUUUUUGUCGACCUUUCCAUGUAAAUGUUUGACCUCUUUGCUGAUAUGGUCGUUCUUGUUAGGAGAAUGGUUGAAAUUUUUGUUUAUGAGUCCCUUAAAAUGGUCGACCUUCGCAGGUUUGAGGUUGACCUCUAUUUUUUACCAGAAUGCCUACGUUGGUGAAACCGUUCGAUCUCUAUGUUGUUUCGAUCAACUGUUUGGUGCAAGUUAUGUUGACUUGCAAGUCACAAUAGGCGUACUCUAAAUAUUAUAUAUUUUGUCUGAAUAUAAAUUGAAAUAACUUUAUACAAAUAUGUAAUAUUAAUAAAUUUUCUCCGCAUGAUCAUGUGGAAACCGAGUUAAAUCGAUUGGACCAACGACUCUUAGCUACUUGUUUGAAUGGGUUAAUGGUUUAAUUGAGUUGACAACCUUGGUUAGUACACUACUGUCUACUCACUUAUACACAAGGUUGUCAACCCGUGGGUCGACCUGUUUUGAACCUGAACCGGUGAGAGAAACGGGCACCCACACCCAUCAAGUCAACCCUCUGCAAGGUUACUGAGUUGCAGAUCACGUGACGGCGUUUUUUCCUAUUUGAUAACCCAGGAACAUCAGCAACCCAAAACCUGAGGCUGGGGCUGGGGCCUGAGGGUACCUGCAUACUAACAUUCAUCUUCCAACAAGCGAUCAAUCUAUUAUUUAUAAAGGUCGACCUAGGCACCUAGCCAACAUUCAUCUUAUUCACCUCUCUUCGUUCAAGUGAAUUCUUCUUUUCUGUCAACCUUUCCAUGUAAAUGUUCGACCUCUUUGCUGAUAUGGUCGUUCUUGUUAGGAGAAUGGUUGAAAUUUUUGUUUAUGAGUCCCUUAAAAUGGUCGACCUUCGCAGGUUUGAGGUCGACCUCUAUUUUUUACCAGAAUGCCUACGUUGGUGAAACCGUUCGAUCUCUAUGUUGUUUAGAUCAACUGUUUGGUGCAAGUUAUGUUGACUUGCAAGUCACAAUAGGCGUACUCUAAAUAUUAUAUAUUUUGUCUGAAUAUAAAUUGAAAUAACUUUAUACAAAUAUGUAAUAUUAAUAAAUUUUCUCCACAUAAUCAUGUGGAAACCGGGUUAAAUCGAUUGGACCAACGACUCUUAGCUACUUGUUUGAAUGGGUUAAUGGUUUAAUUGAGUUGACAACCUUGGUUAGCACACUACUGUCUACUCACUUAUACACAAGGUUGUCAACCCGUGGGUCGACCUGUUUUGAACCUGAACCGGUGAGAGAAACGGGCACCCACACCCAUCAAGUCAACCCUCUGCAAGGUUACUGAGUUGCAGAUCACGUGACGGCGUUUUUUCCUAUUUGAUAACCCAGGAACAUCAGCAACCCAAAACCUGAGGCUGGGGCCUGGGGGUACCUGCAUACUAACCAUCAAGGACUUUGUCCCGGCGCAGUGCCCAGCGUUGUACCAAGGGUGCCUCCGGGAACACCAAAAAGGUGGUACUAAGAUUCGAACCUGGGACCUUGUCACAUCCCAAACUCGAAACUCGCCCUUUUACCAACUAGGUUGUCUUACCAUAGGCUGAGUAAUGUUAUAUGUUAUUUCUUAUAUGUUAAGUGAAAUUUGAUAAAAUUUAUAAAUUUAUGAAUAAGAUAAUGACUGGAUUAAACCAAAUUAAAAUGGUUGAAUCAUUAAGCCUAAACCCACUUAAUUGGUUGAGCUAACAAGCUAAAUAGAGUUGACAACCUUGCUUACAGUUAGAGGAACAGGAUAUAGAAAAAGCCCUGUGUGGACGAAAAGGCCCUCGGCGCUUUCCUUCCUCCUCGUAUGCACUGUUGUAAAACCCUCGCCCCAAUUUCUUCCCAAACCAAAACCCCUCUCUUGAGAAUCAGAGUUUACAGAAUAUAAUUCCAUGGCAUGCCAGCCAUUGAUACAAGGCUUAAAGCGUGAUGUUCAAAUCUUUCAUGGCCAACACAACCGCUUAGUGACCUGAGAAAAGCCGCAACCAGAACCCAAGGUGAUAGAACUCUUCAGUAGAAGCUUCAAUUUUUUCCUGCUUCGCUUGCUCCCCCGUCAGUUCAUGCUUUGCUUCGACAUCUUCUGGUUAUCGUUUCCGAAGUUAUGCGCGUAGUUUUCCCAUGACCCAUUUGCUGAAAUUUAGAGUAAGCUCUGUUGUCAAAUGGUUCUCGCCCAAUUUUGCGGAUAUUCAGAGAACUCCAUUUUUGCCGGUGGUGGGUUCCUUUCCUAGGUUUUACAGAGUGAAUGAACUUGAAAUGCAUGAUGAUCUAGGCAAGGUUUCUUCCGAGAAUGACCACAAGGUCGGCAGAAUCACUCCUUCCAUGAGAAAAGAGGCCCAAGCUGCUCUAUUGGACUACUUGCAUAUCACUAGAGGGUUCGAGUUCAACUUCGCUGAGAAUAUGAGUCGACAUUCGCAUCAUUUCCUCGGUGAAUUAAUCAGAAAGGUCAACACCGAAGGUGAUAUUGCGCUGGCAAUCACUCGGUUCAUCUGUUACCAUCCGAUCAAUGAAUUCGAACCUUUCUUCGAAAGCCUAGGAUUGAAACCUUGUGAGUACUCCCCAUUUCUGCCACGCAAAUUGAUGUUCUUGGCUGAUGACGAAUUGCUGCUUGAGAAUUACCGCAUUCUAGCUACCUACGGGAUCGAGAGGAACAGUAUCGGAAUCAUCUACAGGGAUGCCACAGAAGUAUUCAGGUAUGGCAAGGGAGUGUUAUCAGCAAAACUUUCAGCUUAUGAGGAAUUAGGCCUUAGCACUUCUUUCGUGGCUAGAGUUGUUUCUUGCUUUCCUUACCUAUUGACUGGGGAAGUGAAUAUUGAUUUCGUUCGAGUAAUGGAGAUAUUGAAGAGAAUAGGGAUUGACUUCCAAUGGAUUGAAGAUCAAUUAUCAGAGAGGAAUUCUUCCUGUAACUGGAAGCAGUCUUUGCUGCUGCUGAAAUCUAUAACCAGGGCAGGUUAUAGCGACGAGAAGAAGCUAAGCCAGCUCUUGAUCGAGCAUCCAGAGAUUCUUUUUGGCGCAGAGCAGUCAGUAUUGCUAAUCGGUGUACUACUCAAAACAGGAUCUUCAAUGGCCAAGAUAGUCUCUAUCUUGCAACAAUUCCCAAAAAUGGAGGUUGGGAAAUUUGUUUCAAACUUGAGGCAGGGAAUUCACAUGCUGGACGAGAUCAAAAUGGAACCAUGUGAGAUUGCAGAGAUCGUUCACUCUCACGCGUUGCUGCUCGGUUCAUGUACUCUGAAGAAGACCAAGACAUUGCUCUACCGUUUGAACAUUGGGAAGAAGAGACUUCGUGAGCUCAUCCGGGAGGACCCCCGGACAAUGAAGAACUGGGUUCUGGGCGUUGGAGUUCAACCGAUGCAGAGUCGAAGAGGGCAAAGAUUGGAUUGUAAAACCGAGUUCUUGUUGGGCCUGGGAUAUGUGGAGAAUUCCACUGAAAUGGCGAAAGCGUUGAAGGUUUUCCGCGGCAGAGGGAGUGAGCUUCAGGAGAGGUUUGAUUACCUCAUAGAAGCCGGGUUGGACAGGGAAGCCGUCCUGGGGAUGGUGAAGGUAUCCCCACAUAUUCUUAACCAGUCGAAGGAUGUCACCGCGAUGAAGAUCGAUUUUCUGGUGAAGGAGUUUGGUUAUCCGAUAUCGUGCGUAGUUGGAUUUCCAUCCUUGCUGAACUUCAAGGUAGAGAGAAUCAAGCUUCGGUUGCUGAUGUAUGGUUGGCUGAAAGAUGAAGGAGUGGUUAAACCUGGUCUCUCCCUGAGCAAUAUGAUUGCCUCCUCGGAUUCUGUCUUCUUCGGGCGAUACGUAGAAAAGCAUAGAAGAGGGCCUGAUGUUUGGCAGGAUUUGAGGAACAAGAUUUAUGGGGAUGAUAACGUGUAGAAUCUGUUCUUGGCAUUGCAUUUUUUGCGCCGGAGUUGUGCUGUAUCAUUGUAUGUAGCUUAGCAUUCGUUAUGGCUGUCAUUGCAGUGUAGUGUCAGCAGGAAUGGUCGUCGGGUUCCAGGCUUUGGGCUCUUAUUGGUCUCUAUGCUGGGCCCAACAGGUAAGGAAAUGGAAAAUUACUGAUAGAGACAGAGACCAGCCCAGAAUUUUCACAAAGAGGCAGGCCCAAUGUCAAAAUUUUACACACAAGAUAAAAAGCUUAAAGAGGUUGUGUUCACUUCAGAGAGUAUCAAUGGCAGCAUGUUCAUCUCGAAACGCAGUGUGAUCUUGGAAGAAUUUGGGAUUCAUUGGAUGAAUCGAUGUUAUCUCUGCCUCUUGUUCAGGGGUCGAAAUCGCAAGAUAUCAAUCCAUUUGGUAGCUCGUAAUGCCUUAUUUUUAUUACUCCGAAUGUUAAACAAGUUCGGGUUAAUUUCGUACAGGAAAGGGACGACACAGCAGAGCAGGGCUGCAGCUCACUAGCACCACUACAUCCGCCUUGAAAACGCAGCUGCCAAAAGCAAAACUAUUAUACUUACUACUGAACUGUCGUUCUUUCUUACUUAACUAUUUGGCAGACAAAGACAACCUUAAUCUUAGCAAAUUGAUCCACCCAAUUGCAAGCCAGUUUCAGAUUUGGAUCGAUAUGCACGUCUCCUUCCCUGUCCAUAAAUUUUGGCCUCGAUAAAAAGGUCGGUGGUCAAAGUUCAGUAUGCUGUUGGGUUGGUUAUGCUGCAAUCCAUUACUACAACGAGUCCCCGCAUCUCAUCCAAGUAAAAUUUUGUGGCGACCCUUUGACGGUCCAAAGUACGAGUGGAAGUUUGGUUUGAGGUUUGUGGAUAACGCAUAUAUCGUACCAAAUCAUACAUAUUGAGGGUAAUUAUACCCGUGAUUUAUCGGCAAUGGGUUGCUUGUGGUUAGUAAAAUCUUGAAUUUUGUGAUUAGUCGUUAACGGUUAACCCACAAAACUCACUGUAACUAGAUUAGUCUAACAAAUUUUUUAUUUAUCUUUAAGUCCACCAUACUUAUUGAUAAUCUUUUAUAAUAUAAAGAACAAUGGUUGAUUCCGUAAAAGAUUUUAAAAAAAAAACUCGUUGUCAAAACAAAAAAGUUAAAGCAUGUUUCGUCUGGGACUAAUUUGCAUUUUAUAAAGCAAAAAACUUUCGUCUCUUUCUUCUCUACAACAUAAAAGUUAAAUAACAAACUCGAAAACGCAAAACCUCCACGCUUAGUAAGAUAUACAAAAUUUCAUCUCCAUAAACAACAUGACAGUAUAUCAUUAUAGUCUAAUCGUGAAUUGUGGAUUCGUUGGUGGUGGUUGCAACUCCAUGUCGGCAAAGAUGAAUUUACCACAACUAAACCGCAGUGGGUAGUGAUAACCAACUCACCACUGCGAUGUGGUUUGUGAUUAACAUAACCAUAACUUUGUGAAUGUUGUUGACCACAAAAUAUGGGAGGGUAACCCAAACUGCACCAAUUUAUACCCCUAUUCCAAUGAGUCUAGAACAUUGUUAUACCACUUAUUUGGAUGGAUUUGGUGCGGAUAUUUAAAAUAUCAAAAUCGCACCAAACUCAUUACCCUAAUUUUGGGAUUCUGGGAAAACCCACCCAAAGAUAACAUCUGUUGAAUUUUCCCGCUAAACCAAUUUGAAUUCGGUUUUAUGAAGAAAAAAGAACAUACUUGAGUAUUUGAAUUCGGUUUUAUGAAGAAAAAAGAUACAAAAAUGUGCAAACUUGUAUGUCUAAUAACUAGGGCUGCAAACGAGUCGAGUCGAGUUUUUACUUAGCUUGAGCUCGACUCGUUUAUAAAUUUUUCAGCUCGAGCUCGAAUUUUGAUAAUCCAGCUCAUACUUGUGCUCAGCUUGAAUAAAAAUAAUCUAGCUCGAGCACGACUCGAUAGAGCUCGAUAAAUGCUCAUUAACAUA
Linum trigynum is the source of this 7094-nucleotide messenger RNA. Lineage: Eukaryota; Viridiplantae; Streptophyta; Magnoliopsida; Malpighiales; Linaceae. The record is from the annotation of a GenBank genome assembly.